GUCACCGUCUCCAAGGAGUGGUCCGGGGCACCGGUUUCAAAGUCGCAGGGCGGGCCGAGUGGACUUCCGCUGCUGGCCUGGGGCUUCCCAGCCGUCUUGGCGUCGUCCUCUCCAACCCCCGCCGCUCCGCGUAGAACGCCGCUCUCAGGCUGCCGUCAAGCUCCCGCGGCACUCUCCUAGGUGGCCCGACGAGACCCAGAGUGACCCGCGGGACGCCUGUAUCGAGCGCGUCCUCUUCCCACCAGCGUGGGAUUCGGUUGAACGUGGAGUCCCCAGCAAUCUUCAGUCUCUCCCCAGGGCCAGGGACUCGUCUGGGGCGCGGGGGAAAGAAGCGUGGCGGGGCUGUAGAUGCCGCGUGAGUAGGAUGCAGAUUGCACCGCUGGAGCGCUUGACAACCAACCGAGCGUUGGCUUAGUUUUGUUUUCCCGCACAGCAAGCUCUCUGUCUUUCAGAGGAAGGUAAAGGUGGUGAAAGCUCCAAACUAAAAUUGUAUCGAAAUGGCUGCAGAAAUCGACUUUCUGAGAGAGCAAAAUCGAAGACUAAAUGAAGAUUUUAGGCGGUAUCAAAUGGAAAGUUUUUCCAAAUAUUCAUCUGUACAGAAAGCUGUCUGCCAAGGAGAAGGAGACGACACAUUUGAAAACCUAGUAUUUGACCAAAGCUUUUUAGCUCCUCUUGUUACUGAGUAUGAUAAACACCUAGGAGAACUAAAUGGGCAGCUGAAAUAUUAUCAGAAACAGGUGGGUGAGAUGAAAUUACAACUUGAAAAUGUCAUCAAGGAAAAUGAAAGGUUGCACAGUGAAUUAAAAGAUGCUGUUGAAAAAAAAUUGGAGGCCUUUCCCCUUGGCACAGAGGUAGGAACUGACAUAUAUGCAGAUGAUGAAACAGUCAGAAACCUUCAAGAACAAUUGCAGCUAGCCAAUCAAGAAAAAACUCAGGCUGUGGAACUCUGGCAGACUGUUUCUCAGGAGUUGGACAGACUACACAAGCUUUACCAGGAACAUAUGACUGAGGCCCAGAUUCAUGUAUUUGAAAGUCAAAAACAAAAGGAUCAGCUAUUUGAUUUUCAACAACUGACCAAACAACUUCAUGUUACUAAUGAGAACAUGGAAGUGACUAACCAACAGUUUCUGAAAACAGUAACUGAACAAAGUGUGAUAAUCGAACAACUCCAAAAAAAACUUAGGCAAGCCAAAUUAGAGCUGAGAGUUGCUGUAGCAAAAGUGGAAGAGUUAACUAAUGUGACUGAAGAUCUGCAGGGACAGAUGAAAAAGAAGGAGAAGGAUGUGGUGUCUGCCCAUGGAAGAGAGGAAGCAUCAGAUAGGCGUUUACAGCAGUUACAGUCUAGUAUAAAACAAUUAGAAAUAAGAUUAUGUGUGACAAUCCAAGAAGCCAACCAAUUAAGAACCGAAAAUACACAUCUGGAAAAACAGACCAGAGAGCUACAAGCAAAGUGCAAUGAAUUAGAAAAUGAGAGAUAUGAGGCUAUUGUAAGAGCCAGAAAUAGCAUGCAACUCUUAGAAGAAGCUAACCUUCAAAAAAGUCAGGCUCUACUUGAGGAGAAGCAAAAAGAAGAAGACAUAGAGAAAAUGAAAGAGACAGUUUCUCGGUUUGUACAAGAUGCUACCAUAAGAACCAAGAAAGAAGUUGCAAACACCAAAAAACAAUGUAAUAUACAAAUUUCUCGAUUAACAGAAGAACUUUCAGCCCUUCAAAUGGAGUGUGCUGAAAAACAAGGCCAAAUUGAACGAGUCAUUAAGGAAAAAAAAGCAGUGGAAGAAGAACUAGAAAAGAUUUACCGUGAAGGCAGAGGAAAUGAGAGUGAUUACAGAAAACUGGAAGAAAUGCACCAAAGAUUCCUGGUUUCAGAGCGUUCAAAAGAUGAUCUUCAGCUAAGACUUACGAGAGCAGAAAAUAGAAUAAAACAACUUGAAACUGACUCCUCAGAAGAAAUAUCACGUUACCAAGAAAUGAUUCAGAAACUUCAAAAUGUAUUGGAGUCUGAGAGAGAGAACUGUGGGCUUGUCAGUGAACAAAGGCUAAAACUUCAGCAAGAAAAUAAACAGUUACGGAAAGAGACUGAGAGUUUAAGGAAGAUUGCCCUGGAGGCUCAAAAAAAAGCCAAAGUAAAGAUCAGUACAAUGGAACAUGAAUUUUCAAUAAAGGAACGUGGAUUUGAAGUUCAAUUGAGAGAGAUGGAAGACAGUAAUAGAAAUUCCAUUGUUGAACUGAGGCAUCUCCUAGCGACUCAACAGAAGGCAGCCAAUAGGUGGAAAGAAGAAACGAAGAAACUUACUGAAAGUGCAGAAAUUAGAAUCAAUAAUCUAAAGAGUGAGCUGAGUCGACAGAAACUUCAUACCCAAGAGCUGCUUUCUCAGCUGGAAAUGGCAAAUGAAAAGGUAGCUGAGAAUGAAAAGCUAAUUCUAGAGCAUCAAGAAAAAGCCAACAGACUUCAAAGGCGUCUAAGUCAGGCAGAAGAGAGAGCUGCUUCAGCUUCCCAGCAGCAUAACUUGGAACAUUUGAAAGCUUUUCAACCUAAAUGUGGGGAAAAAACAGGAAUCCAUUCAUGUUGGAAGCCCAGAUUCCCUAACAUAUGCACUAGUGGUUGGCUCUGGGAAGUAACAGUCACCAGAGUCUGGAAGUUCUUCGCUUGAACUUGAGUAGCCAUUGUACUAUUGGAAGCCAGAUGGCCAGGUAUUGGCAAUGGCCAGGGAAAUCCCAAGCUGGCUCAAGAGCCAGUGGUUAGGGAAGAAGAAGGUCAAGUGGACUGGUAAAAAUUCUACUUCAACUGCCCUUAUUCAUAGAUACAACUUUCCUAACAGUCUCACUCUCCACCAGUCCCAUAUCCACAACCCACUCACAGGCUUAAAGCAGCAGGACCUUGCCAUAUUACCCUAAAUCUCCAUAUUGCAGCAGCUCUACCCUGUCCCCUCAGCUUCUUCAAUAAUGACCUUUUUUAAAAUUCUCUUCCCUGACUGCUAUAUUUACACAUAAAUUUCUUAGUGUUACUGAAGCUUCAGAGCUGCUGCUUAUAUACUAUAAUGCAACAAAAAUAGCCUUGAGGGCCAAAUAUAAAUAUGAUUUCAAGAUCUACCACAGUCCUAGAAAAUAAACUUUAUGGGCUGUGAAUGGUACCAUGAGGGUUUCUCAAGAACCAUAUCUGGUUCCCUAUAUUCAGGUAACCAUGAGUUUGUGCUUUGGGAAGAAUGCAGAGGGCUAUAAAAAUUCAUGAGGCUUAUUUAAGCCUUGCCUUCUUUAAAACAUUUCAUUCUUAUUUUAGUGUUUAGUUCGGGUUCUAGUCUUAGCAGUGUCUUAUGGUUACAAUCUACUCUUCUGUUUCCUCAACAAGUUGCAAAUAACACAAACUUCUCACAAAAAUGAUUUAAAAAUGACUGGAAAAAAAUUAAUCUGAAUUGCAAGUAAAUGUGUUUGUGUAGCUCAGGAUUAAUGGGUUUCUGCUUCUCCCCCACAUCAGAGCUCUCCUCUAGCAAACCCAAUGACGAGCCCAAAGGGCUUCCGCAUCAUCUCUGUUGCAUCAAGAAGCCAAGAUGCUUCUCCUGAUAAUGUCUGUCCUUCUGCUGAUAGUGCUGCUGGUGUGUAUACAUUUCUUUUCUGAUGCCUCACUCUCUGAGUCACUCAUUUCCACAUCGGGGACAUACCCGUCAUUCUCAUUGUCGGAUUUUAAUUUGCUUUUUGCCCUUUCCUUGGCUGGAACUCGGCCUAAGCCCAAAUAUGGGUAGUCUGAGUGCUGGUGGCAGGCCCCGUCGUGGGCCUCUCCCUGCUGCUGCCGUUCCCCCUUCUUUGGAAUCCGGAAUCCUCCCCAGUUUUUCACUGGGCUGGCAGGUGUUGUAGGCACUUUGACUGCAGUCUGAUUAUAGUUUACUUUGAUUAGGGAGCCAUUGCACUUGGGCACUAUCUCCUUCCUUGUGCCAGGUGCUGACUGCCCCACUCCAGGGGAGGUGGCAGCUCUUGUGUUGUCCAGAUGCCUCUGGGACACAUCUGUGGACCUGAGAGGCUUGUGACUCUGUUUAAAAGAUUUGUCCUUUAAGUCUCCUUUAAUGAGAUCACAAUGAAAACGAUUGUCUCUUCUUUUCCCGUGGUCUGGCAUCACCACACCAUUUUUCUGUUGUGCUGAUAUGAGACGUGCUUCUGCAAAGGUCUUUUCCAAACCCAAAAAGCUCUCUGGGACCACCAUCCCCUCCCUUCUACCACACAGGUCUGGCUGCUUCAGCAGGGUUUUGCCUUCACUUCCAGGGCUAUUCUGCAAAGGAUCUCGCUUAUGGGGCUUUUUCAGCGAAUGAACCAAGGAAGUACCCAUUUGUUUUCUGAAGAAUGCAGAAUGCCACUUCAAGUCCUCUAUCUUGGGAGCAUCAGGGCCAACAGAAGGACUGUUAAACAAAAGCAUGUUUUCCAGUGAGGAGGAGGAGCAGGAAGAAGGCACACCUAUAAACAUAAAACCACAAAUAAAGAAAAAUUACAGCAGAAGCAAAUCCAAAAGAAUAAAAUUCUACACCCU
Messenger RNA from Pan troglodytes (chimpanzee), 4513 nucleotides. RefSeq names its product sodium channel and clathrin linker 1 (gene SCLT1). Gene Ontology annotation, biological process: cilium assembly; clustering of voltage-gated sodium channels. NCBI's taxonomy places the organism in Eukaryota, Metazoa, Chordata, Mammalia, Primates, Hominidae. The transcript is spliced from 22 exons. The record is from RefSeq and is a predicted model, not a curated record. Gene Ontology annotation, cellular component: centriole. Bases 498 to 2651 code for a protein of 717 amino acids.